Messenger RNA from Notolabrus celidotus (New Zealand spotty), 6238 nucleotides. It is a transcript of the gene phldb2b, whose product is annotated as pleckstrin homology-like domain, family B, member 2b. The transcript is spliced from 24 exons. Gene Ontology annotation, cellular component: basal cortex. Bases 157 to 4437 code for a protein of 1426 amino acids. Gene Ontology annotation, biological process: regulation of microtubule cytoskeleton organization. NCBI's taxonomy places the organism in Eukaryota, Metazoa, Chordata, Actinopteri, Labriformes, Labridae. The record is from RefSeq and is a predicted model, not a curated record. Gene Ontology annotation, molecular function: protein binding.
UGUGGAGGAUUCUUUCCCAGGCAUCCACAGGUUGCCCGUGCUACACAGGGAAUGUAUCCGCUGUUAAGAAAGAGGCUGUAAUUUCAACAAGAAGGAAAGUGACACAACUUUUUCCAGGACUUUGGAGCGGCUGCGUAACUGCGUCCUUUCUGCGCGAUGACAGAAGUGGUCAGUCCAGCCUCAAUAAUGGACUCUGAGAUGAUGUUCCAACCUGAGUCAGAUCAGAUUUCUCCUGUUGAACCCAAGUCUCCACCUCUGGACCUGAUCGACACAGGGAAGGGGCUAAAGGUGCAGACCGCAACACCUCAUCUUGUGAGCCUGGGCAGCGGGAGGCUGAGUGUGGCAAUCACCCUGCUGCCUCUGAAAGAAGGGGUGACCCGUAUAGGCCGAGAAGAUGCUCCAAUUCCUCAAGACAUCACGGUCCAGGGGCUGGGCAUCGAGGCGGAGCACUGUCUCAUCUUCAAUGAAGGCGGGGUCGUGACCCUUGACCCCUGUGGUCAUCUCUGCAGCCUGGAUGGAGCCCAGGUCACAGUGCCGACACCUCUCACCCAGGGUUAUUCUCUGUGUCUGGGUAAAUCCUAUUUCUUCCGGUUCAACCAUCCUGAGGAGGCCAGCAGAAUGAAAAGCAUGCUUCCCCAGAAGAGCCCCGUGUCUGCCUUAGCCUACAACACAGACUACCUGAAGUUCAGCAGUGACUACGGCCAUGCAGUGGUGGGUGGAACCAGCAGCUCUAGAGGCAUGCGAUCGGCCUCCGAGCUCCGGGACUUGAUGGACACGCUGCAGCGCAAGAAGGUCGCUCUGGAGAACAGCCUCAGAGCCAACGGGAAUGCAAACCCCUCCUACUUCAGCGUGACACAGUCUCCCCCGACCACACCGGUCAACAGUCCUGCCACGUCCUCCUCAGCCUAUCAGGAACAGGCGAGACGUUUCUACAGCUCAGAUCGUCCUCCCAUGUCUCUGAAAUCCCCUCCUCCUUCUUCCCCUGGACGAAGGUCAGACUCCUCUUCUCUAUCCUCCCGCACCUCCAUCAAUCGCAGCCAGGACAGCUACGGCAUGAGCGACAGCCGACGACUGCACAACCAGGGCUCCUCUAGUCUACUGUCAACGUGGAACGGAGGGGGCUCCUCUGUUUCUGUCGACGGCAGCAACAACGUCCUCCUCUCUCUCCCGUCCUCCUCCGCGUCGUCCCGCACCCCAUCAGCAGGGGGGGCAGUCAGCAUGCCCUCAAGCCCCCGUCUUGGCCGCCGUAGCUUUGGCAACCAAGAGUCACUGCCAAGCAGUCGGACCAGGAAGUACUCGGCCGGCUCGCUUACUGGAAUGAUGGUUGGAGGGCACAGCCGCUCGCUGCCACGCCUCUGCCCCUCCCCAUCUCCCCGUGACCACAACAACGGAGUCCUGACCCUGUCCACUUUGCCCCCGCGGCGGUCUGACGUUGGGGGUUACAAAUACAGCAAAGAGCAUUAUAACAACCAAAAUGGCAGCACUGACCUCAACCACAACUCUGGAUACUCCAGUCAGCUUUCCUCUAACAGGAAUCAAAACCAGAAUGCCAGCAAGGGAGAGGGUGUCGUGUCCAUCUCCCUCUCUACCCCGAAGAUCAUGCCUCCCACCACUCCCUCCGUCCCCUCCACAGCUACCCCUCCUGAUGUGACCAUCCCCUCAAGAGCAGGCGGCUCCUCUUCUCCUCGAGUCGCUAAAAAACUCAGCCUGACCUCCACGAGCUCCGUGGGCUCCGUCACCUCCUUGAGCUCCAACACGACAGAGCUGACGAGUCGUGGAGUGUCUGCAGGAGUGGAAGCUUACCUGGCAGAGAGGGAGAGGGAGAGGGAGAGGAGAGGGGUUGGCCUUGAGCUCAGCGCUGCUCCUGGGCUUGGCGAGAGGAGGUCCUCGUUUGGAAAGGCCGGCUUGGAGCCUGGGAUGGGGCUGGGGGAGAGGAGGCAGUCAUUUGGAAAGGCAGGAGUGACCCCACCUGGAGGUUUCAGGGAGAGAAGGGGGAGCAUCAGCUCUCUCAGCGGGAAGGAGGAACUGACAGACUACCACCACCGGCAGAAAGAGGAGCGACUCAGAGAGCAGGAGGUGGAGAGACUGGAGCGACAGCGGCUAGAGACCAUCCUGUCUCUCUGCACGGAGCUGGGCCGGUCUGAGAGAGAGGGCCCGACUUCAGCCGUGGCCGAUCUCCAGAAGAUCAACCAGGAGCUGGAGAAGCUUCAAGUGAACGACGACGACGAUGACGACACACCGUCUGUCUUCUCGGACUCUUCGGCUGUUAAUGGAUCGACAGGGAACGGGCACAUCACCUCUUCGGGGUUGGAGAAUGGAUUCUACGAUGAUGACCUGCAGGUACGGCGGCGGCGCAGCAGCGGGCAGCGGGACUACAGGGCAGAGUCUCCUGCUGUCAGUGUGCGAAGCUUCGGCCCGUCUCCUUCUCCGAGAGCCCAGAGGACCAAUGAGGCCCUGGAUGAUGCAGCUCGUUACCACAGACAGGAAGUGAGGCCUUCUGAGGAGGAAGUGAGGCGUGUGGAGGAGGAGAGAAUCCAGGUGCUAAAUAACAUGGAGGAGGUGGAGCAGAAGAUCAAAGAGCUGGACAACCAGAUCGAUGAAUCUGCCCGAGAGGUGGAGGUUGAGCGAGCUCUGGUGGAGGCUGAGAUGGAGUCCGAGUCGGCCGCUCUCCAGCAGGAGAAAGAUGCUCUGGAGACUCUUCACAACAAGAUGUCUGACCUGGAGACCACGUCCCAGCAGGAAAAAGAUAAGGCGUGCGAGUUGCUGCAGGCAGAGAGGGGCAGAGUAGAGAGGUUGGCUCAGAUUGUGUGUGAGCAACGCUCCCAGCUGGACAGCUGCCCUGAGGCCACCAAGGAGCCCCUGCAGGAGCAGCUGGCCAGGGACUGUGAGGUGCUGGAGACAGAGACAAAGCGCUUUGAGGACCUCGAGUUCCAGCAACUGGAAAAAGAGAGCAGGCAAGACGAGGAGAAGGAGACCCACACAAAACAACUCCUCCGGGACAUCGCAGACUACCAACGAAGCACCGUCACUCGAAAGGAGCGGCUUUUAACGCUGAAGAAGCAGGCGGUACAGAUUACCCAGCAGGCUCAGCGAGAGAAGGAGAGCUUCAUGAAGGAGAGGAGCAACCUGGAAGCGAUGCUGCAGCGGGAGAAGGAAAACCUUGCAACGCUUGAAAGAAAAUAUGCUGACCUCACCGGUGGUCGAGGUUUCACUCUGAGGGAGGGCUAUGUCACAGUCAGUGAAAUCAAUGAGCUUUACUCACAGCUUGGGGGGGACCUUAGACCCACCCCUGCCUCUCCUGAGUCCACUUCAAACUCCGUCCCUGAUGACGACAACCCCAAACCACCUGAGGAUGAGCAAUUCCGCCUGCUGGAGGAGAGAAAGAGAUCUGAGAGAGAGUACAGCUCCCAUCUGAGUGACACGUUACCCCGGAAGAGGACUACACCCACCAUGACCCCCCAGUUUACAUGUGCAACACUGGGACGCAGCUUCCCCAACAAGUCUCAUCAGCCUCUGGUGCAGAGCACAAGCUGUGGCAGCAUUCUUCCAAGAAUUUUCUCCUUAUCCAAUAAGGAGACAGAACCGAGGCGUCUGCAGAAAGGUCAGCCCAGCUCUCGAGCAGCUUCCCAGACCAACGUCUACCUUGAUACCUUUGGGUACCGGGGCAAUCAGGCCUUUGACACGAUAAGUGUUGACAGCACUGACUCCAUUGAAACCAGCAUCUCCGCCUGCUCACCUGACAAUGUCUCCAGUGCCAGCACCUCCAAUAUGGUCAAGCUAGAGGAGAUGGAGCGCCUGCUGAGGGAGGCCCAGGCAGAGAAGAAGUGCCUCAUAGAAGACAAGGAGCGAGAGAUGGACAUGCGAAAGCAGGCACUGGAGGAUGAGCGCAAAAGAAGGGAGGAUUUGGAGAAAAGGUUACAAGAGGAGACGUGCAGACGGCAGAAACUCAUCGACCGGGAGGUGAAGCUGCGGGAAAAACAGAGAGCACAGUCUCGGCCUCUGACACGAUACCUGCCCGUGCGGAAGGAUGACUUUGACCUGCGGGCUCACAUUGAGUCUGCAGGACACAGCACAGACACGUGCUUCCACCUGUCCAUCUCUGAAAAGACCUGCCGUGGAUACCUGAUCAAAAUGGGAGGCAAAAUCAAAACCUGGAAGAAACGCUGGUUUGUGUUUGACCGUAAUCGACGAACGCUCUCCUACUAUUCAGACAAACAUGAAGCCAAGUUGAAAGGAGUUAUCUACUUCCAGGCUAUUGAAGAAGUGUAUUAUGAUCACUUAAAGAAUGCACAUAAGAGCCCGAACCCCACCCUGACCUUCAGCGUGAAGACUCAUGACCGGGUCUACUACAUGGUGGCUCCCUCUCCAGAGGCCAUGCGGAUCUGGAUGGAUGUGAUCGUCACAGGAGCGGAGGGAUACACUCAGUUCAUGGUGUAGGAGGAGGGAUCGGAUGCUGCCGUGACUCUUUGUAGCUUUGAAGACUUUUUUAUUCCUUUUUUAUGAACAGAUAUAAAGUCAUCCAUGCUGGAGAGUUAACACACAUUCUGUUAUAUACACAGUCAAGGUUUAGUUCUCACUCAAGCACAGAUAAUCAGCCUUAUUAUGGAGGACUCAUGUGGGGCGUUUAUGUGACAUGUGGCAGAUAUGAGAUGAUGGUUUGAACUUGUUUGAGUUUUAUCCAUGAGAGGUGAAUGUGCUGUGGUUCACCUCUAUGCAUCAGCAUGCAUUGAACACAAAUGAUGUCAGAGAAUUGUUUACCUGACACUUUGUUUGUCAUGAAGUUUUACAUCCCAGACUGUUACUCAAAUGAGGAUCAAUCAAUCAAGGAUUGGCCUGCUGGAGAUACUGAAAAAACAGCCAAUCAAUGAGGCCUUAACACCAAGCAUAAUAAGGAAGUAUAUCAGUGAUGGGGUUGGACAUGCUAACGGCUAACUUCAACUACAGAGGAUUAAAUGUUGAAAUGGUUCUGUCAGUGUUCAACCAUGUCAUCUGUUUUUAUCAUUUUUAUAUAUUUCGUUUGAAAAGUAAGCGAUGCAAAUUAAUUUAGUUACAUUAGUUCCAACAUGUUUUAAUCAUUUGGGUUUAAUUUCAUGUACUGUUACCGUGCCUUGGCAUUCUCAGGUCUGAACCAUGUGUGUGUGGACGUUCAUUCAUAUCUGAGUCCAUACACACUAACUACAGAAGUGCCUGUUUUAUGUGCUUACACGUUUAUUUACUGUGAGCUCCAAAUGUAGCUCCAAGGUGCUAUUCUUUACAUGUUGACACUAGAUAUUCAAACCGCACCCUCGUUUAAAAAACAUACAUAUUGGGGUGUAAUUGUACAAUCAAGGUUAUUUUUAGCAUAGAUGACUGCUCUGAGUUUAUUAUAGUGUUACCACAGACUCAGAAAUGAAGCUCAGACAGCUGGUAGAACAAAGUUACUGCAAGUGACUUGUUAUUUAAAUGAAAUGAGUAUAAGAAGCAUAAAGAAGUGACUUCUAUAAGACACACAAGUUUAAUAUUUGUACAUUUUGUUUUUAAGUUGUAGCUAGUUUCAUGAUAGUUAUUACAGUUACUGUCAAUAAUCAACUCAAGACUCUUUUUGGUGCCUUUUAUCACAUUUUAGUGACAGUAUUUUAAUGUGUCAUCAGAUUUUAAAGAGCUAUGUGUAUCUAUAAACUAAAAGCCAAACUAUGGGUGGUGAGGAAACUCAAAUGUGGACACACGGUCCUGAUUCGUCUUUACAGGCGUCAAUAGGAAAACAUUGAUGGUACUCACACUCAUGUAAAAAGCCUUGAGUCAUAAAGGCCGACUGAAUAUUAUGCUGCUCUGGUCCACCAGCUUUCAAUGCUUUUCCUACCACUAACUCAGCCAUGGUUAUUCCACUUUGAACACCAGGGCUGCUUUUUGUAUCAUGUAUUGUCCUCAUCUGAUCAGUGAGUGUUUCUUUUGCCUCCUGCAUUGUUUUGUGUUCUGUUUUAUGACCAAAGUACAUGUUUAUACGGUGAAAUGUAUAUGUGGAUUCUCUGCUUUGACUACUCUUUGGUUUCUACAAUGACACAAAGAUGAUAUGUGUUGUAUAAGACAAGUACAUGACUGUUUCCACCAAUGAAAGGAGCUGUUGUAGAGGAAGCUUUACUCUUCUUUGAAUCAUUAUUUUCUAAUGUUGAUCCGACUGUAUUUAUGCCAUAACCAAUGCAUAUAUCUUAAUUUUAUAUUCCUAUAAGAAUAAUAAAUGAUUUAUUUUACCUUUAACUAA